AUGUCUGUAUUUAUUUAUCUUGCAUUCUUAAUUUCUGCCAUUGGAGUUGUUAUUGGUCAAAGUCAAAUAAAUUCAGAAAUAACAACUGUUGAAAAUGUGGUCAAAGACUGUGUUACUGUUAUUCUAGCAAAGCCAAGUUUUUUGCGUUAUUCAAUUGGUAUUGGUGUUGGUUUUUGUACAAUUAGUGGAGGUUUAUUUCUUCUUUCAACAAUUUAUAUGUUUAUUAAUUGGUUAAUGAAUGAUUUAAACAAAAUUGAGAAGAAAUUAAAAGAAAAGAAUAAUACACAAAAUGAUUAA
This is a messenger RNA of Meloidogyne enterolobii, 297 nucleotides long. The record is from the annotation of a GenBank genome assembly. NCBI's taxonomy places the organism in Eukaryota, Metazoa, Nematoda, Chromadorea, Rhabditida, Meloidogynidae.